AUGAACUUCCAUUUACCUCAAUCUAAACUAGACAAAUCUCUACCCUCUUUACCCGAUGAAGCUUCAAAGAAUAACCAUAAACUUGGUCCUCCAAAUCGCACUAUACAUCCAAAACGUUCUUUCGAACGUGACGUUUCUCAACAAACAAUAAUACCAAGAUCGUCUUUGGAAUCCGCUGAUUCUAUACCAAAAUCUCAUACUCUUCCUAUUUCUGAAGAUGCUGUCAUAAAUCGUCGUCAUUCUCGACUAUUUGAUAGCCAGCUUGCUGAUAUCCUUAAGAAUAAAACUGGAAAACUUAAUGGUCAUCAACGUUCCGAUGAUAAACAAAAAUCGCGUGAGGAUCUACCAAAAAAACACGGUAUUUUCUCAAAAAGGAAUGAUUCUAUAGAAAAUCUUGCGAGAAUGUUUCCUUCCAAGAAUCGCGGCGAAAUAAAUGAAAAACAUUCUAGAAAUGCUUCCAUCACAAGUUUACGGAGCGAACCUUACGACAGUUCCAAUCAUACCUUUUCUCUUAAUAGUAAUCAUAGUGAUAAAAUGGAACUUUGGUCAAAAAGUAUGCAUAGGAAAAUUGACUCUUCAUCUUCAAUAAAGAAAAAAACUUUACCAAAUCAACAACAAUUAUCUCAUAUUGAUGAGCGAUCAAAUUCUUUUUCACCUAACGAAAUUCCUUCUUAUUCAACUUACUAUCCGUCACACUCAAAUUCUCCAUCAACUCCUUCUUCAAAUUCCCCCACGAGUCCAGAUUUUCCAUCAUCUACUAAUAACGACGUACCUCCUCGCAAGGGUGUUUAUGAUAGUGGUCCGCCUGUUUUACCUCCUUUAUCCUUCUCUGAUAAAACUAACGAUGGAAAUCUCGAUGAUGCUUUGUCUGAUAUAAAAAUAGAAUCUGAUUUAAAGAUAGAACCUAGUCUAUUUACUGCUGACUUUUCCGAUGAAAGAAGUUUUAAAUCACAAACCGGGUCUAUAAAGACUGAAUCUAUUGGUGAUAAUUCUCCUGGUGAAUCCCCUAUGUCACCUGAACGAAAAGAUAGUAUGUCGUCUUUGACUUCUGCUUCUAGUAAGGAAAAUGAAAUAAUUAUUAUUGAGCCUGAAGAUACUUCACCCGAAGAAUUGAAAAAGCAAUUAUUUGAAUUAAAAAAGAAGUUAGCAGAAUCUGAAAGCAAUUUUCGAAAGAUUAAAAGAGUUAGUCAGAGAGCAUUCGAUGAUUUUAGAAUGGUUAAAGAAGAUUUUAAUACCGAAGUUACUUUGCGACGUAAAGCUGAAGAAACUGUUGAAAGUUUGCGUUCUGAACUUGAGCUUCAACAUAAAACUUUAGAAACUGCAAAAUUAGAUAGGGAACAUUUUGAAAAGAUUCUAAAAGAUUCAAAGUUAUCAAUGGACCAGCUGCAAUUAUUACAAAAUGAGUUGAAAGAAUUGAAUCUGCAAAAAGAGAUUGCCAUUAAUGAAUUAGAAGUAUUAACUAAAGAAAAGCAAGCUGGUCUUGCUGAGAACACUCCAAAUGUAUCAAAUAAUCUUCCAGGUUCUAUCGCCAAACAUUUAUCAACUCAAUUUGAUUUAGUCAAACAAAACUACCUGACCGAUAUUAAAUCACUUCAAAUGGAAAAGGACUCGUUAUUACAGGAAACAGAAGAACUUAGAAACAAACGAGACCAAUAUAGUGAGGAGAUGAAACUUCUAAACGCCAAGAAUUUGGAACUUAUUGAAAUGAACAAUGAACUAGUACGGCAGCUUGAAGUACAUAGUAAAGGAAAAGUUGCAAAUAAAAUUUUCAAAAAUAAUAAAACAUCUCCUUAUAUUGAUCCCGAAUGUACGGACGCUCCAAUUGUCUCCGUGCGGAACGUUGACCGUCGUAAUAGUACAGUUGUUACGCAACCAAAAGUGUUCCAAUGGAUAGUUAGACAAGGAAAAGGAAAAUUCAAAUUUUUAGGAAACACAAAUGUUAUUGGCUUGCCAGCACAUACUAAUGAUCACAACCGAGAAGAGGCGAAAAAGAAAAUGAUAAACCAAAUGUUCAUUAAUCAAGACGCUUAUCCAACUUCUCAUGGAGUGUCUACGGAACAUGAAAUUGAACACAAUAGUAUGUUUGGUCUUGAUCUUACAAAGCAGGCUGAAUUGGAUGGAGAUGAGGUGCCGUAUAUAGUAUUGAAGUGUAUAUUAGCCGUUGAACUUCGAGGAAUGGAUCUUGAAGGAAUUUACCGGAAAUCUGGUGGCGCUACGCAAAUGCGUGAAAUCAUAGCUGCUUUUGACCAAGGGAAAGAUUUUGAUCUAGAAACCCCUCAUCAAUUUAAUGAUAUCUGCGCGGUCACCAGCGUACUUAAACGUUAUUUGCGCGAACUACCAAAUCCUUUAUUAACAUUUGAAUUAUAUCAGAGUUUUCUAGAUGCAAUUGGUAAGGAAAUGGAUAAAAAUCCUUGUGCUGAUAACCGCAUGAAUGCUAAAAAUCUAUCUGUCGUAUUUGGGCCUACUUUGCUUCGCGGUCCAAAUCCUACUAACGAAAUUUUCGACAUGAAUUCCAAAAACAUGAUAGUCGAAUACAUCAUUGAAAAUGUUAAUACACUUUUUCCAACAUCAAGUAAUCAGAAUAAUAUCGAAAGAAGAAAAGAUGGAUUCAUAUGA
Racocetra fulgida is the source of this 2616-nucleotide messenger RNA. Lineage: Eukaryota; Fungi; Glomeromycota; Glomeromycetes; Diversisporales; Gigasporaceae. The record is from the annotation of a GenBank genome assembly.